This is a messenger RNA of Phytophthora infestans T30-4, 1305 nucleotides long. RefSeq lists its product as uncharacterized. The transcript has a single exon. Gene Ontology annotation, molecular function: phosphatidylinositol binding. Lineage: Eukaryota; Oomycota; Peronosporomycetes; Peronosporales; Peronosporaceae. The record is from RefSeq and is a predicted model, not a curated record. The coding region runs from base 1 to 1158 and encodes 385 amino acids.
AUGGAGGAAUCGCUCAAGCCCAAGCUGCACGACCACAAAGAGGUGGCCAAACCGCGGCGUCGUCCGCUGCCGCCCAUGCCCAUAACCGUCUCGGAUUCCGUCCUGUCCUUCUUCCUCGAUUCGCCGUCCUCGUCCACGUCCUCCUCGGAGAACUCGCGUCUACACAACUCCGGGAGUACAGAGGAGCCUGUAGCCAACGACCAGCGACGCCCCAGCGCACGCUCGAGCGUCGUGUUCGACUCGAUGCGGCGCUGUCCGUCCCUCAGUCGCAGUCGUAGUGAAGUCAGUAACAAGUCCAGCAGUAGCUGUCGCGCACAUCUGGGUCCCCGCUCGACGUCCACCAACACGUCGUCCUCUAUGUCUCUUAAAAAGCGACCACGUAGCUUGGCUAACCACCUCGGAGGCUUCGUGCUGCACUCGGUCACGCCACGAGAGUCGUCGAUUCUGCAGUACACGUCCAUGGUGUCACCGGGUACUCACACGGAAUACGAACUGGUGCUCGAAGACACUAUGGUAUCGGGUGUAGGAGAGAGAUGGGUCGUCUCGAGACGAUAUUCAGGUUUCAGGACGCUGCGAGACGACCUCGCGUUGGUAUUCGACCGACGCAACCACCCAGGAGCUGCGGUAGACGACAAACAAGCGCACUGUCAGCAUUGCGCGCCGAUGAUGGAGGCGCUGGACAAACUGAGCUCCAAAUACUUCCCGAAGCGACGACUAUGGGGCUCCAAGCGCUCCAAAGUUGUGCAGCAACGUGCAGAACUCUUCUUCAAGUACUUACAGGGGCUGCUAACACUCGCUACUAAUCGAUCUACUCGUCGCUGUCCGCUUGUGGCGCUGGGCUUCGCUGUGCAGUUACGAACGUUCCUCACGCUCGAGCGUGAGCCGUACCGGGACGCGCCGGGCACGUUUGGGGGCGGUGCUGUGCCGUUCCUACUUAACGAAAUGACCCUAAUGGACGCAAGGCCUGAUAAUGCCACGACGCUUAUGACUAUCGACGAGCUUGACGCUGCGUGUGCAGACUCCACGGACGAUGAAGCGGAGUGUAACGUCAACCAGGUGAUCGACUUCCCGUCCCCUGUCUACGUGCUGGAGGAACAGGAUGAACUACGCUCGUGGGACGGCUUCGAGCAGUGGGAAGAAGCCUCGGUCAAGCAGUAAUGCACCAUAGACAAGGUAAACUAAACACUCACACGUAUACUUAAGCCACAGCCAGCGCCGUACACGUACGUCACGUCCAUCGGAAGACUUUGACAAACAACGUGAACAGGCUUCAGUGCUGGUCUUAAUCCACUCAUAUUUCUGGGU